This is a messenger RNA of Dibothriocephalus latus, 114 nucleotides long. NCBI's taxonomy places the organism in Eukaryota, Metazoa, Platyhelminthes, Cestoda, Diphyllobothriidea, Diphyllobothriidae. The record is from the annotation of a GenBank genome assembly.
AUGCACCGCUUUAUCUGCGCCGCCACCAUCUACGUGUUGCGCGCCUUCCAGCACGAGGUUGGCAUCGAUCUGAACGCGUUGGAACAGAGCCCCGCGCCGGGAGUGUCCUUCACG